GAAAAUUGCGCCAAUGCGUGGGCCUUGUUUUAUAUCCAGUUAUUUACAAUUACAAAAUAGAACACAGAACACAACAAACGUUGAAACGACGUAUGUCCGUACGGAAAUAUUAGAUCAGAUUAUUCACAAGUCUGUGUAAAUCAUCAUGUUCGAAAUUGCUAAUGAUUGUGAAAUAUUGGUUGAACAUUUUCAAAGUCAGAGAGCUUGAGCUUUGCCGACUUCGCACGUGAAUGGAAAGCAUCACAUUUUGAAUUAAUAUUUUGUGGAAGGAGUUCGGAACCACUUUUUGCAGGUGAACUGUUAGCUACAGCAAAAGCUAUAAUUUUGAAUCGAAAUAAUGAGUUUGCAUCUAGAUUGGGAGGAUUGUACCUUAUGUACGGAUUGUACUUUACUCAGAAAUCACAAUCAAAAGUUCGUUUAACUUUAAGUGAAUUCAAAGAAUUUACAAAGUUCACUUCUGAAUUGAAAGAAAAGAAGAUCAUGGAUGCAGACUUUGUUUUUCAGAAACUUUUUAUUGGCAAAGCGUUUUUGUUCUGUGUUUGCAGUGCACCAAACAAGUAUAUCCAAUUGAUUCAAAAAUGUCAGUCAUCCGAAGAAGAAAUUGGAAUUUCCAUGGAUGAAAAUGAAUGUAGAUUGAUUGGAUGUGAGGGUUUGUCAUCAAAUUGUCUAAAAAAUGUCCAUCUUGCGCACUCUAAAUACGAAGAGAAAAAACAGAUAGCAGGAUUUAUAACAACUCCCUCAUCUGCUGCUCCAAGUAAGAAUUUUCCCACUGAAAUUCGGGCAAUGUUAGAUGCCAGUACCAAGCAAGGAAAACCUACGAGCGAUGAUGAAUUAGUAAAUCACGGUGUUAUUCGAAAAGGAACACAUCUUACGACUCGACCAGGAAAACGAAAUCGAAGCCCGGCGAUUCAGGAAACCACUGACUACAAAGACUGAACAAUCAAUGAAUCAACCUAUAAUCUUUAAAAAAAGCAGUUUCGGAAAAAAAUUCACAAUCACAAUCAUUCGAAAAUAAACCAAAAUCUCAGUAACCAUAUAUUUUCUGUUUAAUAAAUUUUUCCCAUCACCA
Messenger RNA from Daphnia pulicaria, 1069 nucleotides. RefSeq lists its product as uncharacterized. The transcript has 6 exons. The record is from RefSeq and is a predicted model, not a curated record. Gene Ontology annotation, molecular function: sequence-specific DNA binding. Gene Ontology annotation, biological process: snRNA transcription by RNA polymerase II; snRNA transcription by RNA polymerase III. Lineage: Eukaryota; Metazoa; Arthropoda; Branchiopoda; Diplostraca; Daphniidae. Gene Ontology annotation, cellular component: snRNA-activating protein complex. The coding region runs from base 373 to 936 and encodes 187 amino acids.